Somion occarium is the source of this 766-nucleotide messenger RNA. The record is from the annotation of a GenBank genome assembly. NCBI's taxonomy places the organism in Eukaryota, Fungi, Basidiomycota, Agaricomycetes, Polyporales, Cerrenaceae.
AACAUAUGAAGGUACCUUAUGUUCUGGUAGGACGUGUCUAUCCACAGCAGUCCAUGCUGCCAAUCGCUUCGCCUCCUCGAUCACAGUAGCGGCAACAGUAGGAACGGCCGGGGUUGUAGGGGGUCUUUCGGACAAAGAUGGUCUAGCAGGGUAUUGGUCUGGGAGUAUUCUUCAGGUCCAAACACGUCAGUCACCAGACGAGCAUGGAAAUAAUUCAGCAGGAAUUUCUUGCAAAUGGCGCCGCAGACGCCAUGGGUAUGAGAACGCACGAUGAAUCACGCGUGAGGACUAUAGGGGGAAUAGGCAUAGUGUUUCUAGUUGAUAUCAAUCGUCUGGUAUAUAAACGAGAGUGGAGUGUUUGUUGAAAGCGAUAUGAAGGUAGAAGACAACGCGAGAGCGGAAGAUGUCGAUGAUAAGUGAGCAGCCGAACGUACUACAAUUUCAGGAGAUUUAGGAGCCUUUUGAGACGGCAUCGUGGUUGUGGAAGUUGUCUAAGAAGUCGAGUGAGGAUGAAGGCCAUCAGAGGUAUCCUUCUGACAUGUGACUCUGCAGUGAAGCAGAUUCUUCUUACAAUGAAUGAGAAGUCUAGCUUCAUCAUCGAGGACUUGGAUGAUUACCAUGUAGUUAUCAAAGCAGACGAGGAAUGGCGAGUUAGACAGGAGCUGGAUGCUGAGCUGGAAAAGAACACGUAUAGUUUGGAAUGAGUCCACUCUACUGUAAUCAUACCGUUCGUUCUAGUUUGAAAAUAAGAGGAUUUGGUGACAUC